UUUAUGUUGGCUUGUCAAAAUGGUCACACUCAAAUAGUUGAACUGUUGCUGAAGGAACAAGUUGAUCCUAACAUACAAACUAAUGAUCAGUUUACUUCUCUAAUAAUUGCCUGUAGCGCACAAAUAGAUAAUAUAGAAAUAGUGCGACUAUUAUUACAGUAUGGUGCUGAUCCCAAUGCUAAGAUAGAUAAGACAGGUACGACACCUUUACUUUUAGCAGUGAAUUUUGGAAGGUCAGAAAUUUUAACAGAAUUAAUAAAUGUUGGUGCUAACGUCAGUGAAACUUUUUCUAUGCCACCAAAGCCAUUUAUUAAUGCUAUUAUUCGUGUACCAAUUAGUGGAAAUUGUGAAGUAAUUUGUAACUUAUCAACAGGUGACGUUACUUUUAUUAACAGUACUGGAAGUUCAAGUGUUUUAUAUAACUUGAAACAAUUAAAGCUUACAUUGAUUCAAUGUGCAGUUGGUAUGGUUGCAUUGAAUGAAGGAAAAGAGAAAUUUCUUCAAUCAAUGAAGCAAGGAAUUAUGAAUAUUGGUAAAAUUUCUCAAUUUGGUAUGGAAAUUGAUUCAAAGGAAAUCAUUGAAGUGUUAUCACAAGUAAGUAUUGACAAGAGACUUGAAGUCUUGAAAGUGUUAUCACUAAGAUGUCCUGAUAAUGAUUCCUACACUCUAAUGCUAGCAGCUAUGUGGGGCCUUACACAAGUUGUGGAUUUGUUACUAGAAGCUGGUUAUGAUCCCCAAAAACCUCUUUCAUCAAGUAAAACUUUUGAACAAUUUACUAAAACAUUCCAUCAAGUUGCAGAACUUGACUUUACCUAUCCAUCUCUUGUUGCUGCUUGCAGUGAAGGACAUUUAGAAGUAGUUAAACUAUUAUUAAGAAAAACGCAUGAUAUAAACCAUCAACAAGAAACUGGGGAAACAUUUUUAAUGCUAGCAUGUGAUUGUGGUCACAAGGAUAUAGUACUAACACUACUAGAGAAUGGGGCAGAUCCUAAUAUUUGUGAUAAUAAAGGAAAUAGUGCUCUACAUUAUGUAUUACUGUCUAACAGCAGUGGAGAUAAUAUACUAGAUAUCAUACAAACACUGCUGUCAUGGAAUAUAAAUGUUAAUGCACAAAAUAAUAAUGGAAUGACUCCACUAUUGACUGCAUGCAGUAAAGGAUACACAGAGGCUAUACUAUUAUUAUUAUUGGAUAAGGCUGAUCCUAAUAUCACUGACAACAAAGGAAAGACUGCACUGAUGUAUACCUGUGAAAAUGGACAUAGUGAAAUAGUUGAGCAUUUAUUAAGGACAUAUGAAACAGAUCCGUUACAGAAAAGCAACAAUGGGAUAUCAGCUCUCUCUUAUGCUGCAUAUAGUGGAAGCAUUGAAGUCAUUAAUAUACUGUUACACAAGCACAAUCCUGAUCAAGAAGAAAUAGAGAAGGCAGUAACAGCAGCUUGUUAUGGAGGACAUAAGGAAUCAAUCAAGUUAUUAGCAGAUAAAAUAAACCUUACAAAUCUUAAAAAAGACAUACUGACUGCUUGUGUGUCAGAUGAUAUGACACUAUUUGUUCAAGUUAUAGCAAAACAAGCAUCAUUUGACUUCUUAUAUACACCAUUGAUAGAAUCUACUGGUCUCACUCCUCUUAUGAUAGCUGCUUCCUGUGGCAGUGAUAGAGUAGUACAAACGUUACUACAGAGAUAUGGAGCUGAUGUUAAUCAACAAGAUAAGCUACUAAAUUAUUCUCCUCUAAUGUAUGCAGUAUCAGGUAGUAAGUCAACCUCAACUGUCCAGUAUCUAUUAGAUAAUUAUGCUAAUGUCAAUGUUAUUAGCAAAAAUAAAAAGACACCAUUAGAUAUUGCUAAAUCUAAGGAAAUAGCACAACUUCUGAAAAAAAUGGGUGGGAAAACAUAUUCUUCCCUCAUGGCAGUCCCAGGUACUGAAGACAGGGCACUAUUGAAUACACAAGAAAGAUUUACUAUCAUAAAGUUUAUGUCUCCGAUGAUCUAAUGAAUGUUAUACCAACUUCUUGAUCUAAUGAAUGUUAUACCAACUCUCCCCUAGUUCACAAUUCUUGUAUUCUCUUUCUUUCACUUUGAACACACACCUUAUUUAGAACAACUUACUUCUAGUGCUAUACUGUAGUCUAAUAAUCCCUUUCCCUCUUUACACAUAGUUUUAGUGAUGCUGAUGCUUAUUCUGUUUAAAUUAUGAUUUUAGUUUAUUAGAAGAAAUGUGUGUCUGCUGAUAAUUUUACAAAAAUUU
Molecule: messenger RNA, 2244 nt
Organism: Amphimedon queenslandica
Lineage: Eukaryota; Metazoa; Porifera; Demospongiae; Haplosclerida; Niphatidae
Product: ankyrin-1-like
Exons: 1
Coding region: 4-1989 (661 amino acids)
Molecular function (GO): protein binding
Source: RefSeq, a predicted model, not a curated record